Molecule: messenger RNA, 207 nt
Organism: Morchella sextelata
Lineage: Eukaryota; Fungi; Ascomycota; Pezizomycetes; Pezizales; Morchellaceae
Exons: 5
Coding region: 1-207 (68 amino acids)
Source: RefSeq, a predicted model, not a curated record
AUGGAGAAAAGAAGAACAGAAAAAUUUAUGAUUACUGGCAGUGAUGAGUUUCUCUGCAAAUCUCAAGAAGCGUUACAGGAUAGUUUGAAUCUUGAAGCGUUCCGAGUCUACGACGCUUGGGCCAAGUUUGAAUUAUAUUCAACUUCGGAAGUAUCUCGAUGCAUAUGUGCUCACAAAGCCGAAGUGUGUGGACUUCAGGGUAGAUAA